Anarrhichthys ocellatus (wolf-eel) is the source of this 1559-nucleotide messenger RNA. RefSeq names its product homeodomain-interacting protein kinase 3-like. The record is from RefSeq and is a predicted model, not a curated record. Gene Ontology annotation, biological process: peptidyl-serine phosphorylation; peptidyl-threonine phosphorylation. The coding region runs from base 18 to 1559 and encodes 513 amino acids. Lineage: Eukaryota; Metazoa; Chordata; Actinopteri; Perciformes; Anarhichadidae. Gene Ontology annotation, molecular function: ATP binding; protein serine/threonine kinase activity. The transcript has a single exon.
AACGCUUGAUCGGAAAAAUGUCUCAAAACGAAAUGAACAAGGAGUUUCAGCUAAAAAAGCAUGACAUACUCUGCAACAAGUCUGUACAAUACCGUGUUUUAGACUUCAUUGGAGAAGGAUGUUUUGGCAAAGUUGCCAAGUGUAUCAAUUUAAAUACAUCCGAGACUGUGGCCAUCAAGAUCAACAAAGAGUUGAUAGAUCACGUUGCAGAAGUGAAAAUGCUGGAACAACUCAGGACCCUUGACCCAGAGGUAAACAACUUGGUAAGAUUUGAAGACAGUUUCAUAUUCAAAGGCAUGUCUUGCAUCGCCUUCCAGAUGCUGGACAGGAGCCUUUGGGAUUUGAUGUAUGAGAGACCGGCAGUACUGACCCUGAAUGAAAUCCGCCCCAUUGCACGUCAGCUACUUGUAGCAUUUAAAGCCCUGAAGGGUAUCGACCUCCUUCACACAGACCUGAAACCUGACAAUGUUAUGCUUGUCAACCACCAGGAUGAUCCCUUCAGGGUGAAAUUAAUUGACUUUGGUUUGGCCAUUCCAGCCUCAGAAGUAAGAGAAGGAAUGAUUAUGCAACCUUGUGCAUACAGAGCUCCAGAGGUGACCUUGGGCCUCCCCAUAUCUGAAGCCAUCGACAUGUGGGCACUGGGCUGUCUCCUGGCAGAACUGUUUUUUGGCCGGGGCCUCUUCACUGACAACUCAACAUACAACGCAAUGAAAACUGCUUGCCAUCUACUCGGCCAGCCAGAAGACCACCUGCUGAAUGCUGGAAAGUACACCAACCAGUAUUUCAAAAGGGAUUACUGCUCUCCCAAUUCAAGAUGGAGACUAAAGACAUCAAAAGAGUACAAGGACGCAACCGGUAUCCAGACAAUUUCAAAUUGGAUUUUCGACACUGUCGGAACUUUGGAUGAAGUAGUAGAGUACAACUCAAAUGCAAAUACUUGUGUUGAACAUGAAGACAUAAUGGCAUUUUUAAAUCUCCUGAAACGGUUGCUCGAUCCAAAUGCUGCAACCAGAAUCACCCCCAGUGAAGCCCUAGACCAUUGUUUUGUUACAAUGGCUCACUUGGUAGAUCACAUAGAGACCUAUUCUUAUCCAAAUGCUGCCUAUGAUUUGAUGACCGUCUCCCCCCCAUUUGAUUCAGAGGAAUGUGAUGAAUCAACUGACUCAAGAGAUGGAUUCUCAGACACAGACAGCUCCAGGUAUGAGACCGCAGACUCCAUAGCAUACAAUGGUGAUCCUCCAACUCCACAACAACCAAUUCAGAUACAAAAGAAUGACAUACUCUGUAACAAGUCUGUACAAUACAGAGUAUUGGACUUAAUUGGAGAAGGAGGCUUUGGAAAAGUAGCCAAGUGUGUCAACUUGAAAACAAAGGAGAUUACGGCCAUCAAGAUCCACAAAGACCUUAUAGAUCACAUCACAGAAGUGAAAAUGCUGAAACAACUCAGGACCCUUGACCCAGAGGAAAACAACUUGGCUCACAUGGAAGAUCACAAGGAUACCUAUUCUUAUCCAAAUGCUGCCUAUGAUUUGAUGGUCGAUGGUAGCAUACAACUGUGA